CGGGCUCAGACAUUUGCAUUUUUAUUUUAUUAUUGCCACAGUCUUCCAUUUCUGUUGGGAGUCUCCCAGGGUCAGAGUAUCAACGACACUCAGUGCCACAAUCUCAUUUCCAUUUCUGCUAGGAGUCUCCCAGAUUCUCAAUAUCAACAACACUCACCCAGAUUUUUAACAUUUUCUCAUCUGGAUGUUCAUCAAUUAGUCAAACAAUGCAGAUUCAGCCACACCCACUUCCAAACUAUAGUCUUAGGUCACCAAUUUUCUCACCUUCGACCCAUUUUCUCAUACCUUUCUCAUCAUCAUUCCAACCUACUAAACUUGUCUCUAUUCCAAAUUUCCCAUCUGGGUCUUGCGGCUCACUCAAAAGGAUGUCUAAGUCACAAACUGGUUUGAGAAGCUAUGGUGGUUUGGUUAGUGUCAGAUGUGAGGCUUUACAGGGAAAAGAGGAUGAUGGGUUCUAUAUGAGGAGGUGUGUGGAGCUGGCAAGGAAGGCUAUUGGCUGUACAAGUCCUAAUCCCAUGGUUGGGUGUGUCAUUGUGAAAGAUGGAAAGGUUGUUGGCGAAGGGUUUCACCCAAAAGCUGGGCAGCCUCAUGGUGAGGUUUUUGCUUUGAGGGAUGCCGGGGAUUUGGCCGAGAAUGCAACUGCAUAUGUGAGCUUGGAACCAUGCAAUCAUUAUGGGCGAACACCACCCUGCACUGAAGCACUAAUUAAAGCCAAGGUGAAAAAGGUUGUAAUUGGGAUGGUCGAUCCAAAUCCUAUUGUGGCUUCAAAGGGGGUGGAUAGAUUGAGAGAUGCAGGAAUUGAAGUCACUGUGGCUGUGGAGGAAGAACUAUGCAAGAAGCUUAAUGAAGCCUAUAUACAUCAAAUGCUGACAGGGAAGCCCUUUGUCACGCUGAGAUAUUCUCUCUCAAUCAAUGGCCACAUUUUGGAUCAGCUUGGAGAAGGAGUUGAGGAGGCCGGUGGAUACUACUCGCAAUUGGUACAGGAAUAUGAUGCAAUAAUUCUUUCUCCAACAACUGUAACUGAGAAGUUUUCUUUUCCUGCCUCCCAAGAACCUGGAGCCAAUCAACCUCUUCAUAUUUUGAUAGCAAAAAGUCCCAUCUCACCGAACCAAAUCCCCAUUCCCCACACAGAAGCAACUUCUAAGGUGAUAAUCUUUGCUGACAAUGAGACUGCUGUAGAGCCAGAAAUGGUUCAAAAGGGAAUUGAAACAGUGGUUUUGGAUCAGAUAAAUUUGAAUGCAGUCCUAGAAUAUUGUAAACGUCAAGGAUUAUGCAGCAUUUUGCUGGAUUUAAGGGGAAAUUUUGGCUAUUUUGAAGACCUUCUCAAACAGUCUCUUGAAGAGAAUUUGCUGCAAAAGGUUGUGGUGGAAGUAUUGCCAUUUUGGAGCACAAAUGAAGAAGAGGGACUACCCUUGGCUUUGAAGAAUCUGAGGAAAGGAAUUAGAUUAAAGAAUAUAACUUCUAGGAACUCAAAUGACAGUGUUGUGCUGGAGGGAUAUCCCUGAGGCAAAUUAGACACAUGGUGAGCAAGUGCCAAACUAUUGCAAUCUUCUCUGGAAACCCAGUUGCUGCACUGCACAUGGAGAACACUGAGUUGAUUGAAUGGUCGUGAGUUUUUCCUUCCUUCCUCUGCUUGGGAAGAAAUGGAAGUGUUAACAUUUUCUCUGUUUUCCCCUCUUGUAGAUGUAUUAUCAUGAAUCGAAUUUUUCUUAAUAAAAAAAUUCUAAGAAGCAUCCUCCCAAA
This is a messenger RNA of Vitis vinifera (wine grape), 1743 nucleotides long. RefSeq names its product riboflavin biosynthesis protein PYRD, chloroplastic. The record is from RefSeq and is a predicted model, not a curated record. NCBI's taxonomy places the organism in Eukaryota, Viridiplantae, Streptophyta, Magnoliopsida, Vitales, Vitaceae. The transcript is spliced from 3 exons. Gene Ontology annotation, biological process: riboflavin biosynthetic process. Bases 207 to 1505 code for a protein of 432 amino acids. Gene Ontology annotation, molecular function: zinc ion binding; diaminohydroxyphosphoribosylaminopyrimidine deaminase activity.